Messenger RNA from Anisakis simplex (herring worm), 930 nucleotides. NCBI's taxonomy places the organism in Eukaryota, Metazoa, Nematoda, Chromadorea, Rhabditida, Anisakidae. The record is from the annotation of a GenBank genome assembly.
AUGUGUUUCCAAUUGCCCACCACACUGUUUGUUGUUUGUGUACUGCUGAUGGCGAUCUUGAGUGCUUAUGGAGCAAACAAAACUUUGUGGCAGAUCAACAGUGAUCGUAAGGCAAAUGUGCAAUUCGGUGAUCUGCUCGUUUCGCCGAAGCAAUCGCAUAAAUAUGUGCGAAGCAAGGAGCCGUUAAGGUAUGUUUCUCGAAAAGGCGCUUAUGAUAUCCGAUGGAAGGACAACACCGUACCGUUUCAACUGUCCAAUCAGUACAAUGCGUUUGAAUGGCGUCUAAUCAGUGAUCUUUCAAGGAAGAAAGUGAUCAUGACGGCACUUCUGGAAUUACAGCGUCGUUCAUGUUUCAAGUUUGUCAAGAGGACAAUGCAACCAGACUACAUUGCGAUAGAGCCGCUCGACGGUUGCUAUUCAUAUGUAGGUCGCAUUGGUGGUCGCCAACUGAUGUCGUUGGGACGGGAUUGCUUGGCGAAUUACAUCAUAUGGCAUGAGAUGAUGCACGUGAUCGGUUUCGAGCACGAACAUCAACGACCCGAUCGUGAUGCGUUCAUUCGCAUCGAAUACGAGAAUGUGCUACCUGGUCAACUCGAAAACUUCCACAAGUUACGAUCGGAUGAAGUGAAUGUAUACGAUCGCAAAUACGAUUAUAAUUCGAUUAUGCACUACGACGGAACGGCGUUCGGUAGGCUCGAUGAAAAAACAAUGCGAAGGCUUGUUACAAUGAUACCUCUAAAGAAAGGCGUUAAGCUGAAUGAUAAUACGGAGUUCACUCGUCUCGAUAUUGAAAAACUGAAUCAACUUGGGAAAUGUAAUAAGCAAUCAACAGAGAAGCCAAUAUCUGCACAAGAGAAUUGUACGGAUAAGGAUUCACGAUGCAAACUGUACAUCAAAGACGGUUUGUGCGAUAAUCUCUUGUACCAGUGA